UCCAGGAUGAGGACGUUCACCUUCCUUCUUCUACUGACCUAUUUCUGGUCAGUGACGUCACUCAGCCAAGUGAAGAAAAUCCGUGAGAAGCGGGACGAAGUUCUGAUUCGGACCAAGAGGCGAUGGGUGUUAUCUACCAUCAAUCUGCUGGAGGGGGGAACCGGGCCCUUCCCUACAGUUGUUACAAAGCUGUUUAACGAUAAGCAGGGGAUCCGCUCGGUCCGGUUCCGGAUCAGCGGGCAGGGCGUGACCAAGGACCCCGUCGAUGUUUUUUCUAUCAACGAGAUGGACGGAACCGUCUACGCUCUCAAACCCAUCGACCGAGAACAGAACCCCAGCUUCCUGGUGGAUUUUGACGUGGAGGACCGAGUGACCGGUGAAGUUCUGGACAAAACUCUGGCCUUCAACGUGGCCAUAAUGGACAUCAACGAUAAUCCACCUGUCUUCACUCCUCCUGUAUUUAAGGCGCUGGUUCAUGAGAACAUCGCGGAAGGGAUCCUCCCCGUCUCUCUGGUGGCGAGCGACAUCGAUGAGACGAACAACGACAACUCUCGCAUCACCAUGAGGAUGCUGUCUCAGGAGCCGGCCACGCCCGUCAUCACCCUGAGAAUGCUCCAUAAUACCACGCACAGCAACGUCAUCUCGCAGCUCGUCUUCAAAGGCUGCUUCAGCCGCGAGAAAUCGAGCUUGUAUACGGUUCUGGUUGAAGCCAAAGAUCACGGCACGCCGUCACUGUCGUCCACCGCCACCGUCAGUCUGAUCAUCACCGACUCCAACACACACCCGCCGGUCUUCAACACUACCAAGUACAACACUCAGGUGAUGGAGAUGGAAGUGGAUAAAGAGAUUCUGAGGAUGGGGGUGAAGGAUUCGGACGCGCCCAACACCCCGGCAUGGAGAGCGGUCUACACCAUCCUGAUGGGGAACGAGGAGGGAAACUACAGGAUCGUAACCGACCCCAAAACCAACGAAGGAGUUCUGUCUGUCAUCAAGGGUAAGAACUACGAGAAGAGCACUCAGCACGUCCUGAAGAUCGGCGUGGAGAACGAGGACCCGCUGUUCUCCUGCGUGGACGGGAAGCGGACCAGUCCCAACGUCCUCCUGGUCAGAGACGAAAACGCCGUCACGGUUACGGUGGACGUGAACGACGUGAACGACCCCCCGGUGUACGAGAACAAGAUGAUGACGGUGUUCAGGAUGGAGGAGGGCGACGUGGGGGACGUGCUGUACGUCCCCAAAAUCACAGACGAGGAUUCAGAAGUGAAGGGGAUCAGGUACGAGUUAGCAGAAGAUGUAGCUAAGUGGUUGUCCAUCGACCCAAAGACGGGACAGAUCACCACGGUGAAGAAGAUGGACCGCGAGUCUCCGUACGUGAAAAAUGGGACCUACACCGUGAUGCUGAGAGCCAUCGACGACGGGCAGCCUCCUGCCACGGGGACGGGCACGCUGGUCAUUCACCUGGGAGACAAGAACGAUAACGGCCCCCGUCUGACCUCCAACAUCUCGGUGCUGUGCGGGAACAAGGCGGACCGGGUGACGGUGAUGUCGCAGGACGCCGACGCUCAUCCGUUCGGACCGCCGUUCACCUUCACGCUCAACAGCGACAGUAAAGAACUUCAGAGCCAGUGGAAGUUCCAACCUAAAACGGGACCCGAGACCUCUCUGAUCAGCCUGCAGACGCUCCCGUACGGGAACUACUCCGUCCCCAUGGCGGUGGCAGACCAGCAGGGGUUUCAGUCGGAGGAUGUUUUUCUGGUGGUGGUGUGUGACUGCGGGGACAAAGACGUGUGUCGGGGCCCGCUACACCGGGCCUCCAACCUGGGCGGCGCAGCCGUCGGAGUUCUGCUGGCGUCGCUGCUCUUAUUACUCUUGCUGCUCUGCUUCUGUUUCGUCUGUCAGUGUGGAGAGACAAAGAACUUCCAGCUGAACCUGCAGAAUGAGGUGAACCAAACCCUCAUGAGAUACAACGAUGAGGCCAAUGGCACUGAGGGUCAACCCCCCAUGUUCAACCAGUUCAGCAUGAUUGGAGGCCAGAAGAUGGAGAACACGGAGCAGAUUUUGGCAGGACCCCACAUGAUGCAUCAGACCCUGCAGAGGGCAGGAUCCAUCCCGGCAGGACCCCACAUGAUGCAUCAGACCCUGCAGAGAGCAGGAUCCAUCCCGCUGACGAUGAUUUCUAACGGCUGUAGAGAGACGAUGGACACGGUACAAACUCUGGGUAAAUCUCAGGCCUGGAACACAAACAGAACCAACUCAGUAACCGUGGGCAGGCAAAGAUUAAACUCACGAAGCCUGCUGUCUGACUGGAACCUGGAGGAGCACAUCAUACAGAAGCUGUAUGAACUUGCUGAGAAACAGCUGGAUUUCCCUGAGUACCACCCCCAGGAUUACAGCUGUGAGGGGAUGAGCAGUGAGUGCGCCCUGGACCAGCUUUCCUUCAGCAGCGGCAUAGACGACCUCCAGGGUCUGAAACAGUUGGGGCCCAAGUUUCAGACCCUGGAGGAGAUCUGUCAGGAGGCCCUGCAGGAGAGGAACGUGAAGUUGUGAUUCAGCUGUCUGGACGUUUGAGGGGUGAAUGUUCGACACUCUUUGAGUUUUGGAUUAUUUUCAUGGUUUUGGGGCUUUUCAGGAUUUUUUUUGUUAA
Messenger RNA from Trichomycterus rosablanca, 2644 nucleotides. It is a transcript of the gene cdh26.1, whose product is annotated as cadherin 26, tandem duplicate 1. The coding region runs from base 7 to 2547 and encodes 846 amino acids. Gene Ontology annotation, cellular component: catenin complex; plasma membrane; adherens junction. Gene Ontology annotation, biological process: homophilic cell-cell adhesion; multicellular organism development; cell-cell adhesion mediated by cadherin. NCBI's taxonomy places the organism in Eukaryota, Metazoa, Chordata, Actinopteri, Siluriformes, Trichomycteridae. The transcript has 20 exons. Gene Ontology annotation, molecular function: cadherin binding; calcium ion binding. The record is from RefSeq and is a predicted model, not a curated record.